This is a messenger RNA of Cryptomeria japonica (Japanese cedar), 3204 nucleotides long. Its product is annotated as wall-associated receptor kinase 2. Gene Ontology annotation, molecular function: protein serine/threonine kinase activity; polysaccharide binding; ATP binding. Gene Ontology annotation, cellular component: plasma membrane. Bases 692 to 2974 code for a protein of 760 amino acids. The transcript is spliced from 3 exons. The record is from RefSeq and is a predicted model, not a curated record. Gene Ontology annotation, biological process: protein phosphorylation; cell surface receptor signaling pathway. NCBI's taxonomy places the organism in Eukaryota, Viridiplantae, Streptophyta, Pinopsida, Cupressales, Cupressaceae.
UCAUCAUGAGUCCUUCGAAAAACGAGAAAAAAAAUGGCAGAAAUAAAUGGCGCUCUGUGGCAACGACGGGCAAUGGCACCGCAGGGUUAGAAACAGAAUAAAUGGUGUUUUGCCCCUCCUAUCGUAUGUUUUUCAAUAGAAAUAGUAUUUAUUGAAGCCUUGACGAAAUAAAAAAUUGUUGACAAAAAUGAAUAGUCAAGAUAUGAAACGCCUUACGUUUUAAGUGAAAGGUUUGGGCUAAGUCACGUUUCCUUUACUCAAGUUUCGAGAUUAUCAGAAUGAGCCACGAAAUAGGAGGGAUGGAAAUCGGUGAACCGAAAAAAUUAAAUUUAAUGUGUGUUUAAGACAGUUUAAACUCGAAAGCAAUUUUUUUUGUCUCGGAAAGUUCAUCUCCGUUUAUUGCAAUUCUCUUUCUUAAUUUACAGUCUUUGCAAAAGCUACUUUAACAUGAAAUCGUUACGAAGCUACUUUAAUAUCGUGAAGUUCGUAUGUUUGUAGUAAAUUACUUUAGUACAGAUUUUACACUUCACAAAUCUAUUUCCUUCUUAAUUAAUCAUCUUGAAAGACCUGUCAGCGUUGAGGGGUAGGUAUUUGGCAAAUUCUUCUGAUGUGUUGCUAUUUAUGUUCAGGCGCCUUUUCAUUUGUUUUUAAUGUUGUGACGAUUGAGUAGCAGAGUUUGCAGAAACAGAAAAUGUCGGUGCAAAUGCAAAUGCAUUGCAGAGUUGUGAUUCGAUUUCUAAUUUGUGUCUGUUUGGUGGGCUUGACUACUGCUAAAUGUGUUCCUGAAAAGUGUGGUUCCAUGAAUGUGAGUUAUCCCUUUUGGAUUAAUUCUUCAAAAUGUGGAUACCCUGAAAAUGAUUUUCAGAUCACAUGCAAGGAGGACGAAGAUACUGGGAUGCUCACUCCGUUCUUUAGAGCUGCUGUACUUAAUUCUUCAGAUGGGUUUCUUUAUAGCCACUAUUUCAAGAUUAUGAAGAUCGAUUAUGAGGGUCAUCUCAUCAUAAACUCUUCUUCUCUAAGGGCCAAUUCGUGUGAUACACAGACUACUAAGAGAAAUUUAUUUUGGCCAUAUUGGUCUUUCACUCUUUCCAAGUCCAAUAGAUUGGUAGUUGUUGGCUGCGAAACAGUUGGCACCUACAGUUAUGGGGAUAUGGGAGAGGCUAGAUGUGUAUCAAUAUGUGCUUCUCAAAGCGAUCAACCAUACUGCCGCCAUGGCUGUUGUGAAAUUAACGUUCCAGAUAAUUGGUCAUUUAUAAAUUUCACGGGCGGAGGUGGUGUGUUUAAUUUGACCGACUAUAACGAAUCCGUGUGUGGCUUCUCCACCAUAAUGGACCCGUCCACCUUCACCAUUGUGGACAAUAAAACAAACCUCUUUUGGGGAAAAGGCAGGAAAGCUUAUUACGGUCUCCGCCUUAAUUGGGGUAUUGGCAGUCAGAGUUGUUCAACAGUUAAACCAACGGCCAAUUAUUCUUGCUCCAUCAAAGCAGAAUGCAUUGAAUCACCCUCAGGAGAUGGGCACGUAUGCAGAUGCCUUCCUGGAUAUCAAGGAAAUGGUUACUACAAUGGCACUGAUUGCACAGACAUAAACGAAUGUACCAGUUAUACAAACCGGAGUAUGUGCAUUGAAACAGAGAAAGGGGGAAUAUGCCAUAAUUUGGCAGGUUCCUACAAUUGUUCAUGUGCUAAAGGUUAUGUGGGAGAUGGCUUUAGAAACGGGACAAGAUGCAUGCGCACACAUUCAAAUCGGGUUGUCUUUCCUGCAAUCAUAGGAUCCGUCUCUUCGUUUGGGGCUGUCUGUUUAGCAGCGUGUCUUUUGGUUUGGUGGCUAAGGAAACGCCACUUGAAACUUGUGGAGGCCAAGUAUUAUCAGCUGUUACAGAAACACAUAGCUUCUACGGUGGGGAGAGAAAGCCUGACAAUUUUUCCUGCCAAAGAAAUGGCAAGAUCUUCUAAUAAUUAUUCAAGUGAAAUGGUAUUGGGAACUGGUGGGUUUGGAACUGUGUUCAAGGGUACUCUGUUAGAUGGUACUCUUGUGGCUAUUAAAAAGUCCAAGCAAGCUUUAAAUCUGGAAGGUGACCAUGAGUUUCUUAAUGAAGUUGCUAUUCUCUCCCAAAUAAAUCAUAGAAAUAUAGUGAAAUUGUUAGGGUGCUGCAUCCAAACUAAAUUCCCUUUGUUGGUAUCUGAAUUCGUUCCGAAUGGAACGCUCUUCGAACAUUUACAUUACAAGGAGGGGUCUUUAACUUGGGCUUCACGUCUGCAAAUUGCAAUUGAGACGGGGGAGGCUUUAGCAUAUCUACAUUCUGGAGCAUGUCAACCCAUUUUCCACCGAGAUAUAAAAUCGUCUAAUAUUCUUUUGAAUGAGAGACUCUCUCCCAAAGUUGCAGACUUUGGGAUUUCUCGUCUCAUCUCCGCUUCCAAUAACACACAUGUAACCACUAAUAUAAUGGGGACAACGGGUUACUUAGAUCCUGAGUACUUCCAAACAUAUCAACUCACCGAAAAAAGUGAUGUAUACAGUUUUGGUGUAGUCCUGGUUGAGCUUUUAACAUCUCUCAAACCCUUCUCUGCGGAAAGGGGGAGCGAGGAGAUGAGUUUAUCUAGUGUUUUUCUAUCCAGGCUCAACCACAAUCGCCUCAGAGAAAUCUUAGAUAGCAAAGUAUUGGAGGAAGAAAACCUGCAAGAAAUGGAAGAUAUGGCAAGGAUAGCAAGAGAAUGCCUCCAUAUAGAAAGGAAGAAGAGACCGUCAAUGAAAGAGGUGGUGGAGGAACUUAUUUGUGUAAGAGGCAAGACAAGAAAGAUGAAAUUCCAUGACAGCGUAAAGUGUGACAAUGCAAUAUUUGAGCAGACAAAUAUUUUCAGAGAAGCAUCACAAACGUCACAUGAAUUCAGGAGUUACACCUUUCCAUCUACAGUUGGAAGUACAUCAGAGGAGCCAUUCACUGAACCAGUUCCGAUGUCGACACUGAGUAAAUGAUUAAGGAAAGGAGAUGAUAAGGCUUCAUCUUUAGAUUAGAAAUCAAAUUUGUUUAGUAUAAUAGAACUGUCAGUUUAUUUGUUUUGUAAUUUGUUUUUGAAGUCUUCUGUGAUGCUUUCUUUUUAGAUACUUUCUUAUGCUUAUUUUAAGAAAGUAUUGUCAGUAUAUUUCAAUAGAUUAUGCGAUGUACAUAUUUCGAUGUACAAUUAUAAAAGAAUAUUUUUGAAACU